Messenger RNA from Trichophyton verrucosum HKI 0517, 549 nucleotides. Its product is annotated as dUTPase, putative. The transcript is spliced from 2 exons. Bases 1 to 549 code for a protein of 182 amino acids. Lineage: Eukaryota; Fungi; Ascomycota; Eurotiomycetes; Onygenales; Arthrodermataceae. The record is from RefSeq and is a predicted model, not a curated record.
AUGAUCCUACCAGGACACGCUCUUGUGUCUCGCAAGAUCAUUAACGGCCUGGUCUCCCCUUCCCUACAAGUCCAGCCCUGCGGCGUUGACCUCACCCUGAAGAGAGUGCUGACCUGGACCUCUGCCGGCACCGUCGACCUUGAUAACUCGCACCGCCAACCAGCCUCUACGAAGGAAAUACCCUUUACCAAGACCAAGUCUAGCUCUAGCAGUAGUAGCGGCAGAAAAGACGACGACGACGACAACGACGACGACAACGAUGACGACGAUGACCAUGAAGCAAUGAUGAUAGACCUGCCACCUGGCUCGUAUCUGGUCGAGUUCAACGAAACGGUCUCUGUGCCGCUUGAUGUGAUGGGUCAGCUGUUUGUGCGCAGCUCGCUGUUCAGGUCUGGCGCGCUGCUGAGUGCUGGGGUGAUGGAUGCCGGGUAUACGGGAGCUGUGGGUGCGAUGUUACAGGUGGUGAACCCGGCGGGUCUGCGGGUGUAUAAGGAAGCGAGGCUGGGCCAGUUUGUGUUCCACCAGAUGAGCGAGCCGGUGGAAGGAUGA